Molecule: messenger RNA, 4944 nt
Organism: Pseudozyma hubeiensis SY62
Lineage: Eukaryota; Fungi; Basidiomycota; Ustilaginomycetes; Ustilaginales; Ustilaginaceae
Exons: 1
Coding region: 1-4944 (1647 amino acids)
Biological process (GO): microtubule-based movement; cytoskeleton-dependent intracellular transport
Cellular component (GO): microtubule; kinesin complex
Molecular function (GO): microtubule motor activity; ATP binding; ATP hydrolysis activity
Source: RefSeq, a predicted model, not a curated record
AUGAACUCGCGGGAGCGCAACCGCGGUGCAUCCAACCUGAUCGAGUUCGUCGACAAGCAGCAGCUCGUCCUCUCCCCGCCCAACGAAGCCGACACGCGCGAGAACAGCAAGGCUACCAAGAAAAAGUCGAUGCCCUUCUCCUUCGACCGCGCCUACGACGAACACACCCAGCAGGACGACCUCUUCCAGUACAUCGGUGUCGAGCUCCUCCAGCAUGCGUUCAACGGCUUCAACACCUGCGUUUUUGCAUACGGUCAGACCGGAUCGGGUAAAUCGCAUUCGAUGGUCGGGUAUGCGGAAGACAAGGGAAUCAUACCGCUCACCUGCGCCAGACUGUUCGAGGAUAUCCGCGACAAGACGGCUGCCGAUCCGAACCUAAAAGUCAGCGUCGAGGUGAGCUACAUCGAGAUUUACAACGAGAAAGUUCGUGACCUGCUCAACCCCAAGAACAAAGCCAACCUCAAAGUGCGAGAACACCCGAGUCUAGGUCCGUACGUAGAAGAUCUCAGCAAGCUCAUCGUCGGCAGCUACCCCGAAAUCAUCACGCUCAUGGACGAGGGCAACAAGGCUAGGACGGUAGCCGCGACCAACAUGAACGAGACCAGUUCCAGAUCGCAUGCUGUCAUCACGCUCGUGCUGACGCAGAAGCGCUUCGACGUCGAGACCAAGCUGGAAGCGGAAAAGGUGUCGAGGAUCUCGAUGGUGGAUUUGGCGGGUUCGGAACGUGCCAAUUCGACCGGGGCGACAGGUGCGCGGUUGAAGGAAGGUGCCAACAUCAACCGCUCGCUCACCACGCUCGGCAAGGUCAUUGCUGCGCUGGCUACUGCGAGCAGCGUCGCCGACUCUCCGGCGAAAGGCGGCAAGAAGUCCAAAGGUGCCAACAGCAGUCUGGACAACUUUGUACCGUAUCGAGAUUCGGUGCUGACGUGGCUGUUGAAGGACAGCCUGGGCGGCAACAGCAAGACUGCCAUGAUCGCGGCCAUCUCGCCGGCGGAUUACGAGGAGACGUUGAGUACGUUGCGGUACGCGGACCAGGCCAAGAAGAUCAAGAACAAGGCGGUGGUCAACGAGGAUCCGAACGCCAAGUUGAUCCGCGAGUUGAAGGAGGAGCUCGAGAUGUUGAGGACGCGUGUCGCCGGUGGAGGCGGCGUCGGAGACGCGGAAGGUAGUUGGGAUCCCUCCAUUCCGCCCGAGAAGCAGGUGGUCAGGUACCAGACCCGAACCGGCGAGAUCAAGACGGUCACCAAGGCCGAGCUGCAGGAGCAGCUCGAGCAAAGCGAGAAGAUCAUGAGCAGCCUGAACGAGAGCUGGGAGGAGAAGCUGGCCAAGACGCACGAGAUCCAGAAGCAGAGGGAGAAGGCCUUGGAGGAGCUCGGCAUCAGUGUGGAUAAGGGGAAUGUCGGGGUGCAUACCCCCAAGAAGUUGCCGCAUCUGGUGAAUCUCAACGAGGAUCCAUUGAUGAGCGAGUGUCUGAUUUAUCAGAUCAAGCCGGGGCGGACGGUGGUGGGCAAUGUCGAGGGCGGAGGGACCGAGGAGGACGAGGUGCAGAUCAAGUUGAGCGGCACCAAGAUCUUGGCUAGGCAUUGUGCGUUUGACUCGCAGGAUGGCGUGGUGACGGUCACGGCGUUGGGCGAGAGCAUGACCAUGGUCAACGGGAAGAGGUUGGUGGCGGACGAGCCGAAGAGGUUGAAGUCGGGAUAUAGGGUGAUCUUGGGGGACUUUCAUGUGUUUAGGUUCAACCAUCCAGAGGAGGUGAGGAGGGCGAGAGAUAGGGUCAGAUCGACGCUGGCGCUUUCGACGGGCGAAGCGCACAACGAGACCUUGGGCGAGGCAGAUCAACCCUCGACUCGCCCCGAUUCGCCUGCUUCCGGAGACGUCGAUUGGACCUACGCCAGGAGGGAAUACACCAUGGCCAGACUCAACGGGCAGAACGUCAACUUCGACAACCUCAACGAAGAGGAUCUCGAGAAGCUCUUCGAAGACAUUUCCCGGGCGAGGUCGAAAAAGUCGGUCGGAGGCAGCAUCAUGGGAGGUCGGCCGGAGAGCAGGGCGAGCAUGUUCGACGAUGGUGCGAGCGAGUCGGCUAGUUCGGUGGUGCGGCCGUAUUCGCAUGGCGCCUUGACGGAUGAUACGAGCAUCGAUCCGUGGAGUCAGGCGGGGAGCGAGAUGGGGUCCAUGCGGUGGGGGGCGGGCACGCCCUUGAAGGAGAACACGUUCGGUGGGGCUUCGUCGCCUGCGGUGGUGGCUGCUAGCCAUCGCGAGACCGAAUCGUUGAGGGCAAAGGUGAGGGAGUAUGAGGAGAAGCUCACUCGUAUGACCAACGGUUCGGGGUCGCCUGCGUUCGGGUCGCCGCGGCUGGGCGAGGGGAUGACGGUCGAGUACAGCGACGCGCAAAAGCUGCUUCUCCGCAAGGCGAUCGCAAAGUGGAAAGGUCACACCAAAGUCUCGAUGGCCGAAGACGCCCUCUCAAAAGCAGUCCUCGUCAAGGAAGCCAACGUCAUCAGCAAGGAACUCAACAAACGCGUCACCUACCAGUUCACCGUUGUCGACGAUUUCCCGCUCGCCGUCCCCACCUCUGGCGUGGAAGCCAUCGCCGGUCUGACCGAGUUCGACGACGUCUCGGAUCCGGAUCUCGCCAACUGCGCAAAACCUUGCAUGGGCAUCAAGGUGCUCGACUAUCACCACUCGACGUGCUACGUCUGGUCCAUGCAAAAGUUCGAGCAGCGUCUGCAAAAAAUGCGCAACCUGUACACGUUUGUCGACAAGCCCGAGUACUCGCAACACUUCAACUGGAGCGAUCCGUUCUACGAAGCUCCGCAUCCGACGUAUGCCUUUGUGGCGAGUACGUUGGUUCCGUUGAACGCGUUGGCGAGGCAGAUGUCGUCGAAGUACCGGUUGGGAUUGGUGGAUCGGCAUACGGGGAGGAGGGUGGGGGAGUGCAGUGUGACGGUGAAAUUCGUCAGUUUGACACCGGUGGUAAGUGGGAGAGCGGCGGGGUUGUCGGCGCCAAGCGGCUCGCGAGGUCCCAGCUCGCCAACUCCUUCUUCCACCAGUGGCAGCAACGAUCUGCCCGUCGGCCAGAAGUUGGGAUUCCAGAUCCUGGUCGACUCCAUCUCGGGCGUUUCGAAAGACGACUUUGCGAGCAUCCAUCUGCAAGUCAAACUCAGCUCUUUUGCCGGCAACGAGUUGGGCAAGGAUGAAGUGUACACUUCGGUCCCGGUCGAUUUGGUGUCGGACGAAUCGGUGGCGGAAGUUAGGUUGAGGAGGACGCUGUCGUUUGUACUGACGGCGGAGUCGAUCGAGUGGUUGAACAAGGGUGCUGCACCCGUGGAGCUGUAUGCCAAAGUCAGGAGGGGGUAUCUGGAGAGAUUGGAAGAGUACGACUUUGAGAGGGAGAGUCAGGGGUUGAAGGUGGAUGGGUUCACGCCGCUUCACACCGAUAGUGGGGUGGGGAGGAACGGUGGCAAGACACUGUCCAACACGAUGAAGGAGAGGCUUUCGGAGAACGAGAUGCAGAGUGAGGAGCGUCAUACGAUCCUGGCUUCGGUGCAGAUAUGCGAGCUGGACUCGAGUGGAGAGUAUCUGCCCGUUCCAGUCAGGGCAAGCUCGGCGUUGGACCCGGGAUCGUUCUUCCUCCGACAAGGGUUACAGCGGAAAUUGGUCCUGCAAUUGGCACACGAUUCAGGACGGCAGUUUUCCUGGAGCAAAGCGACCAAACUGGAACUUGGCGAUGUUCGACUGCUGGAUGCGAGGGGCAGGGUUCACGGUGGCCGAUCGUCGGACAGCGUCUUGCUCAAGACACCGGUGAAACAGCAGUCGGUCGAAUUCCCCAACAACGGAACCAGCCAAUUGCACCUCUGGUCCUGGUGGGACAGCAGCGUUCACGACAGCCUCAACCUCAACCGCACCACCGCAUCCGGUCAUCGAGUCCUGAUCAAGCUAUCCUUCGAAGUCCUCGUCGAUCGAUGCACAGCUCCUGUCUCCUUCACCAUGGAUCUGGCCGUCUCGAUCAACGGUCGAGAAGCGAGGCCGCCAGGACGGUUGAUGAACUUCAUCGAAGGCGCGAUGGUCAAGACGAAGGCGAAUGCGGUGUUUGGGGUCAGAUUGAGACCGCCGAUGAUGAAGAGGACGAGCGAGCUGUGGAGGCUGGAUACGGGGAAAAAGUAUGUCAGAGGUCAGGAGGUGUUGGGUGGAUGGAAGGCGAGGGGGGUGAGUUUGGUGGCGGAUCACGCGGAGUUGGUGCGGGCAGAGAGGAAGAGGGUCGAGGUGGAGGGUGUGAAAGCGAGGCUGAAGAGCCAUUCGACCGCGAACGUUAACGGCGUCGGAAGAAUGAACGAGGAAGAGAAGGAAGAGUUUUUGGGAAGAUUGGUCGAGAUGUGGAAGAGAGCGGCGAGGGAUGCAAAAUUGGGAGUGGUGAUUGGUGAUCAACCAGGGUUAGAUGAGAGCGUCAACGGAGGAGUGCAAGGCCUGAAGGGUAUGUUCGCACCUCCCUCCGGACUAGGCAUCUCUACGAUCACACCCACCUCAUCACCAUCAAAACAAGACCUCACACCAUCCUCCCCCUCACCCUCACCGCAACCGGUCCCGCUCACCGCCACCGUCACACUGCUACCACGAACCUCGACCACCUCUCACCGCGGCUACCUCUACGUCCCGCUCGAAGCGCUAACCGAUUCCUGGGUGCGCCGCUUCUUCGCCCUCCGACGACCGCUCCUCCACAUCUACGAGUCUUCCAGCGAAGUCGACGAGAUCAUGGUGAUCAACGUCGAGUCGGUUCGCGUCGAGCACGACGAGAAUACAGAGAGGCUGUUGGGCAAGGAGAAUGUGUUUGGCGUGUAUACGCAGAACAACAGUUACUUUUUGCAGGCGGCGAGCAAGGCGGAGAGGGAGGAGUGGAUGACCGUCUUGGAUGGGUUGUGGAAGGAUGAGAAGGCGGGUGAGUAG